Messenger RNA from Amaranthus tricolor (Joseph's coat), 2215 nucleotides. RefSeq names its product protein WHAT'S THIS FACTOR 1 homolog, chloroplastic. The coding region runs from base 257 to 1855 and encodes 532 amino acids. Lineage: Eukaryota; Viridiplantae; Streptophyta; Magnoliopsida; Caryophyllales; Amaranthaceae. Gene Ontology annotation, molecular function: RNA binding. The record is from RefSeq and is a predicted model, not a curated record. The transcript has a single exon.
UCGAUCAAUAAUAAUCUCUUCGGAUAACUCUGUUCAUCUACGAUUAGAGAACGAGAGGUUUAAGGCUGCUUCUCAAAACCCUGGCCUCACUCCCCGGCCAUAACCCCUUCAAUCUUCACAUUUUACUCCUAUCUUCACAUCUCAAUCCUCAAGGAGAGGAUACUUAUUCAGGUCUGUUUCUUAUCUCAAUCAUGUUCUUCAUUUACAUUUUAAUGAAUUGAUUUUAAUUUUUAAUUUAUUCAAUUUUCCUUUUAAGAUGGACUCUAAGCUCUUCAUUUCUUCAUUUAAAUCCACCAAUCCCACUCCUUUACCACUAUUUCUCUCUUGCAAAUCUUCGAUUCCUAAAAAACCCAUCUUUUUCCAAAAACCCCAUUUUUGUAGUUCUUCUAAAUUGCUUCCAAGUUCUUCGUUUUUGGGGCAUAGUUUGAUUUUGAUGAAUCAUGGAUUUGGGUUUUGCAAAACAAGGAAAACCCAUGUCCCACUUUCACCAAUUAGAGCUGUUGUUAAGAGAAGGAAAGAAAUGCCAUUUGAUAAUGUUAUUCAAAGAGAUAAAAAGCUUAAAUUAGUGUUGAAAAUUAGGAAGAUUUUGGUGGGUUAUCCUGAUAGAGCAAUGCCUCUUAGAGAGUUGGGUAAGUAUAGGAGACAAUUGGGUGUACAGAGGGGGAGACGUUUUAUCGCCUUGUUAAAGAAGUUUCCAGCUGUGUUUCAGAUAGAGGAAGAAGGGGCAUACUUGCUUAGGUUCAGAUUAACACCUGAGGCUGAGAUGUUGUAUUUUGAGGAAUUGAAGAUUAGGAAUGAAAUGGAAGCUUUGCUAGUUGUUAAGUUGAGGAAGUUGUUGAUGAUGUCCUUAGAGAAAAGGAUUUUGUUGGAAAAGAUUGGGCAUUUGAGAAAUGAUCUUGGUCUUCCUCUGGAAUUCAGGGACACCAUUUGUCAUAGAUAUCCACAGUACUUUAAGGUUGUUGAAACUGAUAGAGGUCCGGCCUUGGAAUUGACUCAUUGGGACCCUGAGCUUGCGGUUUCAGCUGCCGAGAUGGCUGAAGAGGAUAAUCGCAUUCGAGAGUUGGAAGAGAAGAAUUUGAUUAUAGAUAGGCCUUUGAAGUUUAAAAGAGUACAGCUACCUAAGGGUUUGAAACUGUCUAAAAAUGAGAUGAGAAGGAUUUCUCAGUUCAAAGACAUGCCUUAUAUAUCACCAUAUUCGGAUUUUUCAGAGUUGACUCCUGGUACACCAGAGAAAGAGAAGCAUGCUUGUGGAGUUGUUCAUGAGAUUUUGAGCCUCACUGUUGAAAAGAGAACUCUUGUUGAUCACUUGACUCAUUUUCGGGAAGAGUUUCGGUUUUCACAACAGCUGAGGGGGAUGCUAAUAAGGCAUCCCGAUAUGUUUUAUGUUUCUCUUAAAGGGGAUAGAGAUUCGGUUUUCCUUCGUGAAGCAUAUCGAGGUUCAUACUUGGUUGACAAGGAUAGGUUGCUGCUUGUGAAGGAGAAGAUGCGGGCUCUUGUUAAUGUACCUCGCUUUAGGAGGAGGGGUGCUUCAAAGAGUGAUGAUGAAAUAGAAGAAACAGGUGAACAAGAUGAAAUUAGUGAAGGAGAGGAAGGGGAGUGGUCAGAUUUUGAUAAUGUUGGUAGUGAUGAGUUUGAUGACGAUGAAGAAGAUGAAAAUGGUGAUGAUGAUGAUGACGAUGAUUAUGAGGAUAUAUGGAACAGUGAAGAUGAUACUCCCCCUGAUUUCGAUGAUGAUAAUGAUAGUGUGAGGGUUAAAGUGAGCAAGUCAGAAGAACACCUUGAUCCCUCACCAUUAAAUGAUGAUGAAGGGCGUGUUCCUGUGUUCCCUGAUGGCCGACCAAGGGAACGGUGGUGAAAAAACAAACACUGUAAAUCAUACAAUGGGAAUCUAUCACGCUGCAACCGUUCCAGCACUUGCUGCAAGUGGCUUCAGUCAGUGUUUUGUGUCGAUAGCAGAGUCCUUCCUCGAGGAAAGAAGUACACUGAGGCAGUAAGACAUUGAUGGAAGAUUGAUUUUCUUUGAUGUAGAAUAGGUCAAUUUAAGUAGAAUAGAAAUUAUGCUCCCUUGUUACCUACUAUAAGCUUGUUUAUUAGUAAUGAUUGAUAUGUUGCUACUAGAAAAGAUAUGGUGUGGAAGGCUAUGUGACAUAAUUUGGAUUGUUGCAAAAAUACUAGUCCAGUAGUCGUUAUUAAUCUAUAUAUGAGCAUUUCAUAA